AUGAAACAAGAAAGGAAAUGGUCGUAUAACACCGCUCAACAGUUUACCCUGGAAAUGGGACUAUUUGGGUAUGAGAAAGCAGAUUCGAGAUUUCAUUGGAGAGAGUUGAGAAGACGAAUUAGGCAGUAUAAUAUUUUCACACGCCUUCUCUGGCUUCGUUUCAAGCGUGGAGACUCGUUUUGGAUCAAAAGAAGAAACUCUUUGUUAAUGAUUACAAUAUGCAUUAUAAGUAUUGCUUUAACGAUCCACGAUUUAUCUAUCGUUUUCUACGGUCCUACCAAUGCUACAUCAAUGGGCAUUUUAAUGAUCAUUUGGAAUUUUCACUCAAGCUUUUCAAUGGUUUGCUUAUUCUAUUGGCAAAGAUACGGAUCGAUUGAGCGAUUUCUUCAAUGCUUUUCUGAGUCCGAUCUCGGAGUUGAAGCGUUUAGAGAGCGCUCAUCCUCUUCUUAUCGCCGAACGAUGAUCCGUUUCUGUGCUUUCACUGGAACAAUCCUUUUCAUGAUGAUCGCUCAAUUUUUCGUUCAUUUACUCGGUCACUUCUUUAUUUACUUUGCAGAAUUGCAUCGAGAGAUGAUCAACGAAACUGAGCGGAUCUUCAUGCAAGGUUGGAUGCUGAAUGUGCGAAUGAUCGUCUAUUCGAUUCUUUUCCCUCUUGAUCUUAUGGUGAUCCAUUUGUACGUGACCCUGUCAAAAGCUUUAUAUUAUGAGAUGAAAAGCUUCAAUUGGCUUUUGAGAGAGCUGACACUGAAACGUGAUUUGAAGUCAGAGUUGCAAGAUUUAAUCUGCAAACACUCGAGACUCAUCGCAACGAUCAAGCAAUUUAAUAAUGUUUUUGCGAUCUACGCCUUUCUAAUGGUCGGUUCAACGAUUCCCACCUUUCUCUUCUCAAUCAUUCAAAUCGGCGAAACUCGUUUACACAAUUUGAACGAGUUCCUCUCCGCUUUGCCGUCUCUUCUUUUCUGUAUUUAUGGAUUUUAUGCUUGGACUGUGGUGCCAGCUUUAUUAUAUGAAGAGAUUAACGAUUCGAAAUCAAUUUUCUGCAUGAAUGUGAAAGUUUGGGAGAGUCAAGAUCAAGAAGUGAGAGCCGAAGCAAGAACACUCGCGAUUCACCUUGAUCAACCCGAGUUGGGCGUUUCUUUGUGGGGUUUCGCUAUUUUAUCGAAAACAUCAAUUUUAACGACUUUCUCCGUUUUACUCACUUUCUGGGCUCUCCUCACCGAAUUUCACAUGAAACGCAUUGAAGAACGAUCGAUAAAUGAUACAGAAGCAAUGAAA
Messenger RNA from Mesorhabditis belari, 1275 nucleotides. Lineage: Eukaryota; Metazoa; Nematoda; Chromadorea; Rhabditida; Rhabditidae. The record is from the annotation of a GenBank genome assembly.